UAUAUGUAAGGCUGCGCGGUCGGUUGAGUUCAACUUAACUUCGUUCGCACGGCGAAAGGGUCGACCAUUGAGUAACCGGUACUGGAAGUGGCCUUAAUUAGAUUGUCGGAUUUUAUAUAGAGUUUAAGAUUAAUUACUUUCGUGGCGAGCUGGGACUUCAGUAUUAAUUUUGAGAAGACUGAAUACUGGAACGAAAAGUCUGAGGCAAUAGCUGCUAAUUGAGUGAGCUCAACGAACAAAGUUUUCAAAAACAGGAAACAAGGAGGACUAAGUUUCGUGCUGAUGGUAAAAAGUGCAAAUGAAAUUCGGAAAUUUCAUAGCCCAAACUACGAACGGUGUCAAUUUCGUUUGAAUAGUUAGUGACGUCAUUUGAAGAUAGCACUUGAAGCUGUUCGUCAAUUGUGGAGUGGCUGGCAAGGAAAUAAAGCUUGUUUUGGGCAAUAACCAAACUUACAAACAGAGAGUCCUGAUGUUCGACAAAGAGACCGGAGAGCUGGAACUGGGCGCUUUCCACGAUGGUGGAAUGUACUUCGACCGGGAAACAGGUGAAAGCAGCUCCCAGCCCACGCAUGUGGUGCGACGUGAGCGCUCGAAGUUCACCAUCCCGAAGCAAUACCUGAAAAGCUGCGAUCAGAGUACCGGCCGCAAGCAGGGCUGUAUUUCGAAAGUCAACAGCAGCUAUCCGCUAGCGAGCCGGGAGAAGAUGAUGCACUUGAAGGAGGAAAUUAUCCUUGGCUAUAACAAGACCAGUUAUCUUCUACUGUUGAUUCCACCGCUCUUUAUCAUGCCCAAGUUGGCUCUCAUGCUAAUCAUGGCCGUUGAAGUAGCACUGCAUAUGUGGGCUCAUCAGAAGAACGCAUCAAAUCGAAAUCCGGAAUUCUACUACCGCACUCCGUUGCAUGUCCUGACAUGUCAGUUUUGUGAAAUGUGCCGAAGCGAGCGGCAAAUGGAUCAGAUCGUAAAAUUGCAGAAUGAGCGGAUGAGACAGAUGCAAAAUUAUUUCCGAACAGUAACAAGAACAAUUGCUUAAACAUCUGGUGAUUAUUUGAAACAAAAAUAUUGCACAACAAAUAAUUGAUAGCAUGUAUUUUUAAAACUCGGAACAUAAAUAAAUAUACAAAAUCCUUUUAUA
Molecule: messenger RNA, 1132 nt
Organism: Armigeres subalbatus
Lineage: Eukaryota; Metazoa; Arthropoda; Insecta; Diptera; Culicidae
Exons: 3
Coding region: 470-1030 (186 amino acids)
Source: RefSeq, a predicted model, not a curated record